Danio aesculapii is the source of this 1704-nucleotide messenger RNA. It is a transcript of the gene tead4, whose product is annotated as transcriptional enhancer factor TEF-3. The record is from RefSeq and is a predicted model, not a curated record. The transcript is spliced from 10 exons. Bases 77 to 1030 code for a protein of 317 amino acids. Gene Ontology annotation, cellular component: transcription regulator complex. NCBI's taxonomy places the organism in Eukaryota, Metazoa, Chordata, Actinopteri, Cypriniformes, Danionidae. Gene Ontology annotation, molecular function: RNA polymerase II cis-regulatory region sequence-specific DNA binding; DNA-binding transcription factor activity, RNA polymerase II-specific. Gene Ontology annotation, biological process: embryonic organ development; regulation of transcription by RNA polymerase II; hippo signaling.
GCAGAGCUUUCAGGAGGCGCUGGCCAUCUACCCUCCCUGCGGACGCCGCAAGAUCAUUCUCUCCGAUGAGGGCAAGAUGUACGGACGGAACGAGCUGAUUGCGCGCUACAUUAAGCUUCGAACAGGAAAGACACGGACCAGGAAACAGGUGUCGAGUCACAUUCAGGUGCUGGCGCGACGAAAAGCUCGGGAAAUCCAGGUGAAACUCAAGUUUUGGCAUGGAGCUCUCGCUGGACAAACCGCAGCUCCUGAAGACAUCAAGCCGUUCUCCCAACAGAACUUUGUGAUGCAAGCUGCCGCUCCUCCGCCUAUGGCAGGUUAUGAAAGCACGCCAGCUCUGUCCGUUUCCUCCAGUGCUCCGCCUUGGCAGGGCCGCAGCAUCGCCAGUGCACGACUGCGCCUGCUGGAGUUCUCGGCCUUCCUGGAGCAGCCGCAGGAUCCAGACACAGUAAACAAGCACCUGUUUGUGCACAUCGCUCAGUCCAACCCCACAUACAGCGACCCGUACCUGGAGGCCGUGGACAUUCGGCAGAUUUACGACAAAUUCCCGGAGAAGAAAGGAGGACUGAAGGAGCUGUUCGAGAAGGGACCGACCAAUGCUUUCUUCCUCGUCAAGUUCUGGGCGGAUCUGAGCAUUAACCUGCAGGACGACAGCAGCUUCUUCUAUGGUGUGUCCAGUCAGUACGAGAGUCCAGAGAACAUGAUCAUCACCUCCUCCACUAAAGUCUGCUCAUUCGGGAAACAGGUGGUGGAAAAAGUGGAGACGGAGUACGCGCGCUUCGAGAGCGGCAGAUACGUGUUCAGGAUCCAUCGCUCACCACUGUGCGAAUACAUGAUCAACUUCAUCCAUAAGCUCAAACAUCUGCCUGAGAAAUACAUGAUGAACAGCGUACUUGAAAACUUCACCAUUCUGCAGGUUGUAACUAACAGAGAUACUCUAGAAACCUUACUAUGCAUUGCUUACGUGUUUGAAGUGUCCACCAGUGAACAUGGAGCCCAGCAUCACAUCUACAGACUGGUGAAAGACUGAAACCCACUGUCCUGAUCGCAGACAGCAGAAGUGACAAAUACAGCGCCACCUACAGGCUGGAAAACAAUCUACAGGCCAAAAACACAACCUACAUGCCAAAAACACAACAUACAGGCCAAAAACCACAACCUUCAGGUCAACAUCCACAACCUACAGACUGGAGAACAACCUACAGGGCAAAAACCUCAACCUACAGGCAUAAAACUACAACCUACAUGCCAAAAACACAACUUACAAGCCAAAAUAUGACAACCUACAGACACAAAACCACAACCUAGAAGCAUAAACCUAUAGGAUAAAAACCACAACCUACAGGCUGGUGAAUAACCUACAGGCCUAAAACCACAACCUACAGGCCAAAGAACACAACCUACAGGCCAAAAACCAUAACUUACAGGCCAAAAACCACAACCUACAGGCCAAAAACCAGAAUCUACAAGCCAAAAGCCACAACCUACAGGCCAAAAACCAUAACUUACAGGCCAAAAACCACAACCUACAGGCCAAAAACCAGAAUCUACAAGCCAAAAACACAACCUACAGGCCAAAAUUCACAACCUACAGGGUGGAGAAUAACCUACAGGCCAAAAACCACAACCUGCAGGCUGGUAAAUAACCUGCAGGCCUAAAACCCCAACCUACAAGCCAAAAACCACAAUCUACCUGCCAAAAUC